Eimeria necatrix is the source of this 4065-nucleotide messenger RNA. Its product is annotated as elongation factor Tu GTP binding domain-containing protein, putative. The coding region runs from base 1 to 4065 and encodes 1354 amino acids. The record is from RefSeq and is a predicted model, not a curated record. NCBI's taxonomy places the organism in Eukaryota, Apicomplexa, Conoidasida, Eucoccidiorida, Eimeriidae. The transcript is spliced from 7 exons. Gene Ontology annotation, molecular function: GTP binding; GTPase activity.
AUGGGGGCCCCCCGGAGGGUCCUUUUUCUUUGUUUUCUAGUCCAAAUAGCCCUAAAAGGGGCCCUCGGGGCCUUUGCCCAGUCAAGGGGGCCCCCUUUGCAGGAGCCCGCGGCGGGCCUGAGAUGCCUCUCGUUCCUCCGCAGGUCAGCCACGGGGGGGGCCCCCCUCCUAUUCAGGGCAGGCCUCAGGGGCCCCCUUGGGUGGGUGGGGGGCCCCCUGGGGGCCCCCCGCCCACCUCUCAAGGCCCUUGAGCUUCCUUGGGGGGCAGCAGGGGCCCCUGGGGGCCCCCCCUUUCCGGAGGGCCUGGGGGCCCCGGGCAGUGGGGGCCCUGGGGGUCUGCGGGGCCCUCCAGGGGGCAUUCAAGGGGAGCAGCAGUCCAUAGAUUCCGUUAAUAGGGGCCCCUAUUCCUUUUCCUGGGGGCCCCACAGGCAGCUCAGGGGCCCCAGGGGCCCCCCCAAGGAGCGUCUUGUAGAGGCGGGGGGCCCCCAGGCCCCCACCGCCUACAGGGGCCCGGGGCCCCUGGGGGGCCCCUCAUCAGGGGCAAAGCCCUGCAGCAGACAAGUCUCACUCAAGAGUCCUCUGCGAGAAUCCUCAGCAGCAGCAGCAGCAGCAGCAGCAGCAGCAGCAGCCCCCCCAGGGCCCUGGGGGGCCCUCUUGAGCCCCACAGGACCUUCCGCCGCCCCGCCACCCGCAGCAGCAGCAGCAACAGCAGCAGCAGCAGCAGGCAGCGCAGCAGCUGCGGCGAAAGCAGCAAGAAGCAGUGCAGCAGCGCGGCCCUUGCUGCCGCCGCGCGCCAGGGGGGGGGGGCCCCCUUGGGGGCCCCCCAAGGGUUUGAAAGAGGGCCUCGAGGUCAAUGCUGCAUGCAUUCGAGUGUGGGGUCGCUACGCGCUGCUGCGGCUGCUGCCAGAAGGCUGCAGGCCCUUAGAGGGGCCCGGGGGGCCCCCGGGGGCCCCCCGGGGGGCCCCCCGGGGGGCCCCACAAGAAGCUCUUGGGUUUCUUCAUGUGUCUGAGCUAAGGAGGGAAGGGAGGCCCUUAACUGCUGCUGAACUUCGGACCAUUGACCUCACUGCAAUCUUGUCAGUGGGGGCCAUUUGCAAAGUGCUGCUUUUGAAGGCCCCCACUGCAGCCACUUUCCACAGGUGGCAGCUUUCCCUGGCUUUGCCAGCAGCCGAGGGGGCCCCCCAGGGGCCCCUACUGAAAAGCCCCCAGAUGGCUUCUCAACCUGCUGCUGCUGCUGCUGCUGCUGCUGCUGCUGCUGCUGCUGCUGCUGCCCCCGCAGCAGGAGGGGCCCUCGACUCUGUGUCCCUGGAGCCGCCUGGCAUGGGCGACGCUGCGCUGGCGCUGCCGGAGGCAGCUGAGGGGGCCCCUGAGGAGGGGCCCCUGCUGGUGGAUGUUGGGGAGGCGGGCCUGGAGGGGCCCCCCGGGGGCCCCCUGGGGGCCCCCAGCAGCAGCAGCAGACGCCGCAGCAGCUCCUUCUCAAGAGCAGCAAAGGGGGGGGGGCCCCCAGAGAAAGGCGGGGGGCCCCGCGGCCGCAGGCCUGGGGGCAGCCGCAGGGCCUCGAGAGAAAGAGAAACAAAAUCUGAAUUAAUUGCAACAAAUGAAGAAGCAGAAGAAGAGGCCCUCUUAGAAGCUGCUGGAGUCUUCCGCAGCAAAGGCAGCAGCGGAAGUCCCGAACUCCCCAAGCAGCCUGCAGCAGCAGAGGCAGCAGCAGCAGCUGCUGCUGCAACAGAGCUAGCAGCAUCAUCAGAUGCAGCAGCAGCAACAGAGCUACAAGCACCAGCAGACGCGGCACCAGCAACAGAGCUACCAGCAGCAGCAGCAGCAACAGAGCUACCAGCAGCAGCAGCAGCAACAGAGCUACAAGCACCAGCAGAAGCAGCAGCAGCAACAGAGCUAGCAGAGCUGGCAGGAGCAGCAGCACCAGCAGGUGCAGCGGCACCAGCAGGCGCAGCAUCACCAGCAGCAGCAGCAGCAGCAGCGCCAGAAGGAGCAACAGCAGCACCAGUACCAUCACCAUUAGGAGCAGCAGAAGUCGGAGAAGCAGCAGGAACAGCAGCGCCAGCAGCAGCAGCAAGAUUUGGAGAAGCAGCAGGAGCAGCAGAAGAAGCAGCAGCAUCCCAGUCAGAGGCAAAUGGGGCCCCGUUGCUGCAGGCAAAGGGAACAGGAAAGCGGCGAGGGCCCUCCACCAGCCGCGGGGGCCCCCUUGCUGCUUCGCUGCAGCAGCAGCAGCAGCAGCAGCAGCAGCAGCAGCAGCAGCAGGAGCCCCGGCCAGCAGUAGUGGCAGUGCUUGGGCAUGUAGACCAUGGCAAGACGACGCUGCUGGCCGCCCUGAAGCUCAUGGGCCAGGGCAGGGGCCCCUUUGCCCCAUCCAGCAAAGACAAGGGCCCCCGGGGGGCCCCCAGGGGGGCCCCCGGGGGGGCCCCCAGGGGGGCCCCCGGGGGGGCCCCCAGGGGGGGCCCCCUGGUGAAGGAAGCUGGCGGGAUCACGCAGCGCAUCGGGUGCUUUGAGGUGCCGCUGCCGGAGUCCGUGUCUGCGUCUGCGCCUUACGUCACUUUUCUGGACACUCCUGGCCACGCAGCUUUUUCUUGCAUGCGUUUUCGCGCUGCGCAAGCAGCAGAUCUCGUGCUGCUGGCAGUAGCAGCAAACGAGGGGCUGCAGCAGGAAACGAAAACCUGCAUAGAGGCGUGCAAGGAGUUGAAAAACCCCCUUGUUGUUGUCAUCACCAAGACUGACUUGGUGGAGAACCCUUUGGGGGGCCCCCCUGGGGUUCCCUCGGGGGGCCCCCCGGGGGCCCCCGGGGGCCCCCUGGUGGGCAGCGACUUCGUAGAUUGCCCAGCAGGCGCAAAGGUCCUCGCAGAGCUUGCUGCUGCUGGCCUGCUGACGGAGCCCUUGGGGGGCCCCGUGCAGGUGGCAGCAGUGAGUGCCAGGGGCUUUUUGGAGGCCCAAAUGGGGGCCCCUGGGGCCGAUUUUUCCGGGAAAAAGACCCAAUUGGAAAAGAAAAAGCAGCAGCAAACUGACAGAUUUGGAAUGCUGCAUCUUUUGGAGUGCUUAGCGCUGCAGGCCGAGGAAAUGGACCUCCAGGCCGCCCCAGAGGGCCCCGCCAGGGGCCUCGUCUUAGAAACAAACUGCAGCGCCAGCAACGGGGGCAGCGCCUCUCUGCUAAUAAAACAGGGCACAAUCAAGGUUGGCGACUGGCUGGCAGCGGGGCCCUCGCUGUGCCGGGUGCGGCGGCUGGGCUGCGCAGCAGGGCUGGGGGGGGGCCCCCAGCAGCAGGGGGGGCCCCCACCCCGGCUGAGUGGCUUUGGAGUUUCCAAAGUUGUUGAAGUUUUUGGAUUUGCUGCUGAGGAUUUGCCGCCGCUGGGAGUCGAAGCUGCUGUCAUGCCUUCAGAGGCGACGGCCAAGAAGCACCGAGAGAGGCUGUUGAACGAACAGGCGGCUACUGCAGCAGAAGCAGCAGCAGCAGAGGCACGAGAGCGCGCGUUUGCUCGGCUGCACGGACAGCUGCGAGAGCACACUAUUUUGCCAGUCACUGUGCGUGCGGGGGCCCAGGGCCCCGCAGCAGCAGUUGCUGCUGCAGUUGACGGGCUUGCUGCUGAGCUGGACCCUCUUUCGGGCACGUGGCUCCUGUGCUCCCCUGGGGGCCCCCCGGGGCCCCCAGGGUCUCGUCCAGGGGCCCCCCUGGGGGCCCCCCCAGGGGCCCCCGAAGAGGGGACCCGGGAAACCCCCCCAGAGGGGCCCCCAAGGGGGGCCCCUGGGGAGGCUGCGGAGGGCCCCGGAGGUGUACAGACACCGCAAGAAAGGCCACAAAGACUCGUGAAAGUGCUGAAAGCUUCUGCUGGCGAAUGCCAUUUGCAAGAUGUGCAGCAGUGCAGAGACGAAGACGGAAGGGGGGGCUUGUUGGUGGCCUUCGACACCAAAUGCAGCCGGGAAGCCAAGGCAAGCACAUGCGCUUUCUGCCCUUUUAGCAGCAGCAGCAGCAGCAGCAGCUGUGCUGCGCAUGCACCUUCUGUCCUUUUAGCAGCAGCAGCAGCAGCUGUGCUGCACAUGCACCUUCUGUCCUUUUAG